Osmerus eperlanus (European smelt) is the source of this 5970-nucleotide messenger RNA. RefSeq names its product TOG array regulator of axonemal microtubules protein 1. Lineage: Eukaryota; Metazoa; Chordata; Actinopteri; Osmeriformes; Osmeridae. The transcript has 24 exons. Bases 673 to 5058 code for a protein of 1461 amino acids. Gene Ontology annotation, cellular component: cilium; cytoplasmic microtubule. Gene Ontology annotation, biological process: microtubule cytoskeleton organization. The record is from RefSeq and is a predicted model, not a curated record. Gene Ontology annotation, molecular function: microtubule binding.
CACUAAUUGUAUUUAUUUAUUCAACCUUUCAAAACCUAUUUUUCAAAACCUUUUAAAAAUAUAUUUUUUCACCAUUUUGAAACUUUUUUUUCACACAGUGAAAAGAGAGGAGACAUUAUAAUUAUUGUUCACAAAGAAAUAACAUUGUAUAAUUAAUUCCAAAAAUAUUUUUACAUUCUCAUUUAAUUUGUUUACGAUCAACUUUUCCUGCUACCGUGUCUAUUAUUCGCGUCACCAUGGAAGCAGUCCGUUUGUGACAUGUAUUCGCCAUUUUGACACCACUUGCAGUAUAGCUACAGCAGCAAGAAGUCUCUAGCAAUCGCUUGCAAUCACUCAACAUAACAGAUGUGAAUUUCUAAAGGUUUAUGUCGUAAAGAAAACAUGCGACAUAUCAUAGAGCACUGAACAAGGUGGUGAGCAGAGCAUUCACUUAUGCCAAGAACCGAAGAAUACAUACAAAGCCUUGUUUAAUGCGUUUAAAAGAGACUUCCAGGUUUCUUGCAUGCUGAUUUUCCAGCACUGACAGCCAAAUCGAGUGUAUAGAACGUGCUUGAAAGCAUCCUCUGUCCACGAAUAGAAGAUGAGAAGCCUAAGCAACGAGCAAUACCUUUGCCCUCAUAGAAAUGGGAUUUCAUUUUUUAUUUCUCCAUUUUGACCACAUCCCAAGAAUCAAUGAUGAUAUUUGGAUUAUUACCCCAGGAGCUACACAAACAGCUCCUGGACUCUAAAAACUAUCAGAAUCGAACAAAUGGGGUGGAAGAGCUGAAACAUAUUCUUUUGGACUUGGACCUGAAGCCAAUCCCCUCGGACAAUAUUAUAGAGUUUAUCAAUUUCCUCCGCAGGCUACUGGACGACAGCAACUUUAAAGUCUUGUAUGGGACUUUACAGGUCAUAAACCUUCUUAUUAAGAAAUUGGAUUACAAUGUAGAAAAGUAUUCCAAGCAUAUAGCUUGUGCGGCACUGAAAACCCUUGGAGAUACUCGCACUGUCACCAGGAAUGAGUAUAUGAAUGUAUUUCUCCAGUUGAUGAGAAGUGUUGGACCACAAAAAGUGUUGGACCUUGUUCUGGGACACUUGAGGCAUAAGAACUCCAGAGUCAGAGAAGAUGUCAUCAAUAUCAUCACGGCUGCUAUGCUCACCCACCCCAGAAAGGAGUUCAAUAUCCCCAGUCUUUGUUUUGAAGUUGCACCUUAUCUGGCAGACAGUAAAAUGAAGGUCCGUCAUGCAGCCCUCGAGCUGUUUGCUGUUUUUGACUAUUGCCUUGACCCAGGGAAGAAGCAGCCCCUGAUGAAGGCUGUGGACAGAGUUGAGCUCAGUGGAGACGUGGAGGGCCUCAUGGCCGCUGUACAUGCCAGAAGGGCCAGACACCUGCUUCCCAAGCUGUCCUCUGAAGGGAUGGUAGAAUACGGCCUUGUGGUCCCCAGGUCUGGACGACGGUCCCAGCAGUGCGGCUCGGGGGCAGACCUGGAGUGGGUGCUGAGCGGAGGGCGGGGAGGCAGUGCCCGCAGUGCCCGACAGCAGCCAGACCCUGACAGGCUGUGUGGCUACGGGAGCCUGGGCUCCCUCACAGACGACCUGCCCCUGCAGAGGAGGAUCGUCAGCGCUGGGAAGGGGAAGAACAAGCUGCCCUGGGAGAGGUCGAGUCUCCCCUACUCAGAGGACGCCCAGCCAGCGCGGGUCCUCCAGACGAACGCGGACCAGGUCAUCCGUGAAGAUGGGCUGUCCCUGUCCAGGAAGCUGAGCCCAGAGACUUAUGUCCCCAGCUUUGGUUCUGCAGAGCCCCCGUCCUCCAGGAGACGAGAGCCGCUGACCAGACUGAGGAGGAGUGGAAGCUUGGAUUCUGAUCCGGACAUUUUUAAAUCUACAAACUUCUCUGCCACAGAUGGAGUGGCCACCAGAGGCCGUCUCCUGUCGGGAAACCCUAGUGUGGAGCGAACCUUCUCGCUGCCCUCCAACCCCCCCGCCCAGGGCUCCUUCCUGCUGCCCUGCUACCCGCUGGCGUACCUCACCGCAGGGGGCCCCUCCCCCACCCCGCCCCGCAGGGUUGAGUCCUCUGUGUCCAUGUCCAACACCUGGCCCAACAAGAGGGACAGCAGCCCGCUCUGCAGAGAGCCCAGCCCUUGGACACACUCCUCAGGUGAGGCCAGCUCCAGCAGCUCUCCCCGCCCGCUGCGUGCGUCUCUGGUGAGCUCCUCUUCCAGCACUUCCUGCUUCCGCCGGGCACUGAGCAGCACACGGCUUGCUUUGCCUGUGACUCCAGCCAGUCCUGCCCAGAGAGACCCGCUCCAGCCCCAGAAUGGCCAGAUGUCCCACCCUCCCCAGCUGGGCCUGCAGGAGAGGGGCAUGCUGCAGGAGGUGUCCCAGCUGGGCCUGCAGGAGCCAGAGGAUGAGUCCCUGGACAGACAGGAGAUGCUGAACUCGUUGCGCUCCCUGCGCUGCAGCGCAGCUAAGAAGCGGGCCAAGGUGAGCGUGAGCGGCUCUGACCCAGACAGCCCUGACUCGGCCGUGAGGCUGGACCUAGGAGUGGAGUCCCCGCCCCGGGCCUCCCCCACGGGGGCCAGCCCCGCCAGCGAGAGUGGCCUCUCCAGCCUAUACUCCCCGCCCCUCUCCAGCCUCGGAGGUAGCAGGACCAGCCCUGGGAACUCUGCCUCCUCCAAGCCUCGCAUGGCCAGAGUGCCUUCUGCAAAACUGAGGUCUUCUGUGUCAAUGGACUUCAGCUGCCUUCAAGGGCCACUCAGUCCUGCUGUUGUUGCAGCCUUGCCACCCCAAGAUAGAGUCUCAGCUGCGGUCAGCGUGAUUGGUCAGAGAGUUCCAUACUCAGGAGAAGAGCCCUCCCCCCCUCCUCACAGACCCACGGGCAGAGAGCCAAUCAGAGCUUUGCGGCCUGCCAAAGGUUCCCAGAGCUUCAGCUCCAGAACCUCCCCUGCUUCUGACAUGUGUGAAGGCGUGGUUGGUCGAGGUGUGUUUGGGCCUUCAGGCGGCAGCCAGCCAGCUGUGGCUGUGACAGCAGCGCAGGGAGACCAGCUCCCCGGCCAGCUCCCUGCUGGGGUGCCCCCUGCUGGGGUGCACGGCCUGGUGGUGUCUGGGAAUCACCUGGACACAGAGGACACCAAGGAGAAGACGGGGGCCUCCAGGGACGCCCAGCCGCAGGGCCAACCUCGCCGGCAGCCUCUCCCAGGGGCCACGGAGGCCCUGGACUCAGCCCUCAGCACAGAUCUGCAGCUGAACAAUGACACGCUGGCCCCCAUCCAGACAGAUUCGUCCCCUGACUCCUCCCCCACCAGCCCUCAGGGGUCCCAGAGCCCCCCCCUCAAGCCCAGCCCCCCCGAGGCACCACCUAACCCCCUCAAGCCCAGCCCCCCCGAGGCACCACCUAACCCCCGAGCCCUGCCUCGCCUGAGAAGAGCCCCCAGCCUCAGCACUACACGCCCCUCUCUGUCACACAGCUCUGACGAGCUCUCUGCAGGCAGCGUGGGUCAGAAGAGAGAUGCAGAUCAGCAGCCACGUCCGUUCUCCAAGCCUGAGCAGGCUCUGGCCCAGAGCUUCAGACUGCUGAACCUGGAGGACUGGGAGAAGAAGAUUGAGGGUGUGGCCGUGGUGAGGAGCCUGGCGCUGUUCCAUCCUGACGUGCUGCUGGGGCGCCUCCACGACGUGUGUGUGGCCCUCAUCCAGGAAGUAAAGAACCUGCGUUCGGGAGUGUCCAGGGUGGCGGUGGGCGCGGUGGGGGAGCUGUUCUGUCAGCUGCAGCGGGGUGUGGACCAGGAGCUGGAGGGGCUGGCCCGGGCGCUGCUGCUGAAGGCCGGGGAGAGCAACGCCUUCAUCAGGCAGGACGUGGACGCUGCCCUGGACAGCAUGGUGCAGCACUGCACCCCCGCACGCUGUACCUGCGCCCUGAUCGCUGGGGGGCUGGGGCACCUGAGCGGCGUGGUGAGGAACCGCACCGCUCAUCACCUGACCAGUCUGGUGGAGAAGAUGGGGGCCACACGCAUCCUGUCUGGAGGGAAGCCGAGCGAGUCACUCACCGAGCGAGUUCUCCCAGCCAUCACCAGGCUGGCCCAGGACUCCUCUCAGGAGGCUAGGUUCUACGGCCGGCGGAUGUUGCUGUUCCUGUCGUCGCACCGAGACUUUGACAAGAUGCUGGAGAAACACAUCCCUGCCAAGGACAUGGCUGCUGUGAGAGACACCGUCUUCACUCUCAAGACCAAGGGUCUGGGAGAGAUGCCCCAGGACACGCCCUCAGCCAGGGGCCGGCGCUCGCUUCCAGGCAGUGGGACGGUCAGAGCCUCGUCUCUCACCAGGGAACCCCUGCUCACACGGGACUCCCAGUCCAGUGUGAGAGGCCAGGUCCAGAGUGUAGCAGAUAAGACGGAGUACGUGAAGAACAUCUCUGCUCUGAUGGCUUCCAAGGACUUCAGAGAGCGCAUCAAGGGCAUCGACCAGCUGGUAUCUGACUGCGAGCUUAACCCCGCCCUGGUCAUCAGCAGCAUGUUCCCAGUGUUUGAUGCCUUCAUGGCUCGUCUACAGGAGUCCAACAGUAAGGUGUGUCUGCAUGCUCUGGAGGCUCUGCCCAGGAUCUCGUCCCUGAUGAAGGAGCACCUGGGCUCGCUGGUGUACCUGCUGGUCCCGGCCGUGGUGGACAACCACCUGAACUCCAGGAACAGCUCCAUCUACAGCGCUGCCAUGGAGGCCCUCCACGCCCUCACCCUCAACCUGGACACUAGUCUUCUCCUGCAGCCGCUCUGCAGCAAGGCCCAGUUCCUCAGCGGAAAAGCCAAGGUGGAUCUUGUAGAGAAGGUUGCUGACCUGGUGGCAGAGCUGUACCCCCGCAGGCCCCAGAUGGUGGAGCAGAGAGUGCUGCCUCUGCUCUGGCACCUCCUGGGUUCAUCUGGAGGCAGCGGGAGUGUCCAGGGCCGGGGGGGCAGCAGCCUGCGGGGGGCCAGUGCCAGCCUGUGUCUCGCUCUCCACACCCACAUGGGGCCCAGCCUGGUGGACCUGGCCGCCGCUCAGCCUGCCAACAUCCACACCAGCCUGAACGAGCUGCUCCGGAGCCUUCCAUGACCCGCCCGCUUCCUACUUCAGAUCAAACACACAAACCAAACCUGGACAACAACAUUGACCUUACUUGAAGACAGAGAUGUACGACAUUUCUACUAGUGCCUGCACUUUUAUCGUUACAGAAAAUGUUACGUCCUUAAAGAUGAGAGCCCUUAAAUCAUCUCUUAUCUCUCUCAUAUAUAUGUUUUCUAAUGAAGCACCUCUCACAAAAACAGCUGUUAGCAUCAGGUCUCACCAUCACACUCCACCUGCUCUCUUUGCACUUUGAACGCGUUGCUCACCAUCAUGACAGCAUGAUGAUGCUGGAUGUAUCGUCCUAUCACUGGCACCGUUCCUUUUUGUUGAGUAAUCUCACACGUACUGUAGACCAAUCAGAGAAAACCUUGCAGAAUGUAAUGUUUAAAUGCACAAAAAAAUACGUAAACAACCUGACAGACGCUGUUUUAAUGUGAUCUGCUACUUCUAAUAUGUCUUAUCUACGCUUGUUUUUGAGAUUUGUAAGAGUGAAUAUUAGUGACGAUUCUACAAAACACAGCUACAAAGUGUAAUUGCACAGUAUUACCCUAAUGUUAUCGGUGUGCUGUACUGUAAAAUGUUACAGUAUAUAAUUUAUAUAUUGUGUAUUUUUUGACAUUUCUACUGUAUCAUGUGUUUGUGUGGUGAGUUGCUAUUGUCCUAGUUGGGUUUUUUUCUUUUGCAUGACCAAAAGGUACUGACAGGAUAAAAAAAACUAUUUAUAUUUUUUAAGACAGCUCUCCCUUUUGUUUCAGUAUAGUGCCAGUCUUCAAAGUAGCCUUUCACUAUUCUAUUGUUAAAUUAUAUUAACUUGUUUGUUAACGAGAUAACAAGACAUAUUGCUACAUAAAUAAAGUGUUUUAUUUCUGUAAACGUGUUCCCAGUAGGCUUAUUUAUAUU